This is a messenger RNA of Branchiostoma belcheri (Belcher's lancelet), 10287 nucleotides long. Its product is annotated as centrosome-associated protein 350-like. The record is from RefSeq and is a predicted model, not a curated record. Gene Ontology annotation, cellular component: centrosome. Gene Ontology annotation, biological process: microtubule anchoring. Gene Ontology annotation, molecular function: microtubule binding. Lineage: Eukaryota; Metazoa; Chordata; Leptocardii; Amphioxiformes; Branchiostomatidae.
CACCAGGACUUUCCUCUGCGAACGCUGAGUAAGUAGCGUGAGAACAUGGCGUCCAACAUCCGCGCCCGCCGUGUCGGAGAGCCGUCUCUCGUGCAGCGCGGGCCGUCACCCGAGAGAUACGGCGGCUCACUCACGGCCAUGAGUUCAGCAUGGAAACAGCUGGGACAGGCCAAGUCUGUGCUAAGGCGAGCGGAGAACAGGAUCGAAGAUGCAGAAAAUUUCAAGAUGGACGCCAGCCACAAUGGGACAGACGAGGCGGCGGGGAGGUACAUGUUACCGGGCGGGGUCAGCCUGUCGUCACGGCGACAUGACAGGGAGCCUACCGACAGGAGCGUGCUGAUGGACCACAUCCCGUCCUACCAGAUCACUGCUACAGGGUAUCCGGAGAGCACCACAGACUACAGAAGCAGGGACAGGUUUCCCAGAGACAGACCUGAGGUUACCAGUAACCCUGCACACAGGAAAGUCAGCAGGAGGGAUGGAAAGUACACAGACCACCUCUACCAGCCCACAUCCAGAACUAGCUACACGACCCCUGGGCUGACCUCCGACCUGACCUCUGACCUGACCCGACCUCAGCGGGAGUACAGAUCUCGCAGCCCGGUGGGAAUCCCGGACAGGUCCAAACGGGUGGAGUUCCGGGAUCCACUCGAGUCCUACCGCUCGGCCGUCGACCCACAAUCCUCGCUGCACGGCAGCUCUGAUGACAUCAUCGCGGGGAACAGCGGGUACGGGAGUGCGGCGUACGGAACAGCCAACAUGGCGCCGACGUAUACGGUUACGGAUCUCUCCAGAAACACGAGAGACGACCGGGCGGACUCGAGCGUCGUGGAGUCCAGCACAAACGUGAAGGUUCUAAACGACACGUCCGCUCGUGUUGGAGCCGAAGGUUUGUUGUUAGAUGGUGAAACAACGUCACCAUCGAGACUGAACCACUCGGGUGCUUUGUUCUCUUCUGCAAGGGAUAGAAUUCGCGCAGAGGACAGAUACACUGCUGACACCGGUACCGGAGAACACAGGACAACAUCAGACAUGUACAGCCGAGGGAUUUCCAAUGUGACAAACCUCCUGCCUGACAGACCAGACAUCGGCAGCCCGGUGGCACAGAGCACACAGAAGAGUCCGUCAGCAGACAGACCACCUGACCUGUACCGUCCUGACGAGAUGUCAGCCGAGGCUCUCACCAGGACCAAGAGUCCUGUUCGCAAGUUUGAGGUGGUCCAGAGGAAGAAGAAGGAGCUGGGGGGUUCUGAUGGUCUGGAGAAGCUGAAGGAGAGAAUCCGUAAGCAGAGGAAAGAAGCAGGAGCGGAGGAUGUAGGGUCUAUCCCUGCCAGGAGAGGUUACUCCGCGGAGCGGGAGGACCUGUCAGCACGCAGACUACACUCCGCAGAGGAACCUGUUACUGUGGCAACCAGGGGUGAGGAACCAUACAGGUCAGAGGUCAGGUCAGAGGUCACACCCAGGAUCAGGAAGAUCAAGUCUGCCCCGCCUCCUCCGGAGUACAAAGGUUUCAGUGCAGCGGCGACCAAGUACAGAACCCAGGACGGGAAGGUCGUCACGGAGACAGAACUGGCACAGCAGCAGGGCAAAGGUCACACAGGGGUCAGAGGUCAGGGCAGCAGGGAGACAGCACCAGCAAGGAAGGACAAAACAAAAGCUCAGUCCAGACCAACCCCCCGCCCUGCCUCUGCUGCUGCCACCACCAAGUCCCCCAAACCUCAUAGAAAGGUUGGAGCUCCUCAGUCGGCUAAAACAUCCAGGCCUUCUAAAAAAGGCAUCAUCACGACGUCAGCGUGGCGUGAGGGUCAGAAGGCAGCGCUGAAGGUCCUCGGUCCUCCCCCGAAACUCCCCAAACGCUCCUACUCCCCCCCGACAAAGGACACACAGACAUCAACUGCCUCUGAAUCCAGCUCUGUGGCAGCCAGGAAGGUAGCUAAGGAGGAGAGAACCAUCGCUAGUGACAAAGACAUGUCAUCAGAUGACGACCUAUCCCAGCAUCCUCUGGAGGACCUAUCCCAGGAUCCUCUGGCAGCGAUGGAUGAUGGGAAGGCUCCCAACACGGAGGUCCUGUCUAAGGAGGCCAGAGGGGUGUUUGAUGAUCUACAACUGGACAAGUCUGAUGAUGAUGACUCGAGCACGCUAAAGUCAGAACAGCCGGCAGCACCAGACAAACCUGCAGCUCAGAAAUCUGCAGCACAGACCAAACCUGGCAAGGCAGCCAAGAGGAAGGCAUCCAAGGCCUCUCCUGUGAAAGAAUCGGAGCUCCCUGCGACCAAGCUACGUCACUACGACCACAGCGAGGUGCGGCGGUACAUGAACAAGAAGCGAAAUGAGAGACAGCGGAAACUUAAAGAACAGAGAGAAGCUCAGAAGAAAGCCGAGGAGGAGAAACAGAAGAUGCUGGAUGAACUGGAUAAGAAGAGGAGGGAGGGAUGGAGGGAGCAUGUGAGGGAGGAGAGGAAGGGCAAGCCAAAGGGCAGCACUUUUGUCAAACCGACUGUGAGAGACGCGGAGUUGCCCAAACGACACCCCUUCCACGAGGACAGGAGACCAUUGUGCCGGCCCGUGGUUAGUGAGGAGUCAGAUAAAGAGAACGCGGGGCGCCGGGCAGAGCGACCCUGGAGCGGCUCCAGUGCUUCUGUGUCCAGCGAGGACAGGACACCUGUCAUCACACCUGAGGCAGACAGAUCCCCCGAGCCACCAGCUGCUGGUCCAUCCAGAACAUCAUCAGUACCCCCUGCACCCUCCGUAACCAUGACAACUGUUCCCCCGGCAACCACCGGCCCCUCCAUUUCCAUCCGGGGAAUCCCCUCCGGGCCGCGUGAGGCCGCCGCCCCGCCGGACCGACCAAUCAGCUUCCAUGAUGCGUACAUCGAGCAGCUUCACGGGAAGCAGCCGGACGUGUCGUCGGCGCGGGCGGGCGGGGCAUCGCUUAGCAACGGGGGGUACAGCAUCGCGGGGUCCAGGCUGUACAGCUCUACAUACUCCAGAUACCCCAUCGGAGGUUACCGCAGUUCCUCAGGCCGGAGUAAGGCUGAGCGUAUCGCUGCACUUCAGGCCACGGCAGAGUCUCUACAGGACAGGAUCGAGACGGAAGCUCGCAGGAUUGUGGAGGGACUGGAGGGAAAGGAGGCCUCACCACCUGGUGCAGGGCGGUGGGCCUACAGCAGGGCGGAGACAUCUCCACGACAACAGACAGGUGUUCUGCCAGGUACAGGUGUUGUCUCAGGUCCUGCUGCCUCCUCCAGAGACUACACAGCCUUUACUGGAGACCUGCCUGGUGUGAGCAGUAUUACCCAGCAUGCAGCUGACUCGGAGCGUGACAGACAGCAGGUUGCCGCGGCAACUAAGAUCCAGGCAGCAUAUCGAGGUCACCACGUCCGACAGGCGCUCGACUGGAGCAUUCCAUCCGGGCGCACCGCGGGGGGAGGCAGGACCCACCUGGGGUUAUCAGCUGUUGAUGAGGAGACCAGAAGUAACACCUCCAGCCUGAGCGAGGGGCGGCUUAGUGGGGGGUCCCUGUCGGAGGGAACUCUCACAGACUCCACCGUAGACAGCACAAGACAUGAACAGCCUCCUGGCAGGAAGAUUGCAGACACAUUAAGUAAGCCCGAGUUCUGUGCUUCCACAAAGAAAGAAGAGUCCCACUACAAGCCCCUGGAGCCGUGGAAGCCUCGAGAGGAGCCAGUCAGGAGGAAGUACCCAUGGGAGGAGCCGAGGGGGGACAGCCUCAGUGUUAUCAACAUCUACACACGGCAGUAUGAGGAGGCAAGGAAAGCGAGACAUGCCCAGUCCGAGCGGCCGAAGUCCCGAACCCCCUCCCCCCGCACCGCUGACCCCUACAGGAAUGACCUGACCUCCCCACGACCCGAUGACCCCUACAGGAACCCCUCCCCUCGACCCGAUGAGUACGAGGACGACUUCACCAGCUCUGCGACCUCACGACCUCUGACCCAACAUGGCAGCAGGGGGUCAGGUUACAGGGACGACAGGCUUCACCCUACCAACGGGGCCAAAGGUCAUAGCUACGGGUCAGAGAGAGGUCAUGGGUCAUUGUCAAGGGAACCUAUCGGCAGCAGCCAUCACUCCAAGCCAAUCGGGAGAGAGGGCACGGGAAGGUCAAGUCACUACUCAAGGUCAGCUCAAGACAAGGAUGAAGACACCUUAAACUCCUCUUUAACUCUAAGUUCUGAGGAUGAGCAGCCCUCCCCACAGAGACAACCCCUUCACAGCCACCAGUCUUCCAGGAGCCACACAGACCCCUCCAGAGCCUCAGACCCCCCUCGAACUUCGCCCCCUCGAAUAUCUGACCCUCCUCGAACCUCGCCCCCUCGGUUCUCCCCCGUCACCAUCGACCUUCGCUCCCGUUCCCCGAUCAACGGUGCGCGGAGGAAGACCCCCUCCCCCACUGACGGGGUGCACAGGAAAACCCCCUCGCCCAUCGAGGGGGGUACCCGGAGGGGGGUGUACUCGCCGACAGAGGGGGCCUACAGAAGAACCCCCUCCCCAGUAGAGGGAAGGAGAGACUUUGCGACGAGCAGAUACGACAGAGAUGUACCAAGAUCGUCCUUUAGGCCCCUGCCCACGUCCAGUUCCUACAGCGUGGGUUCACGCUACUCCCCGGCUACCCUGGGAAACCGGAUGGCAGCAGAGCUGAACUAUCUGGAGUCUGUGGAAGAGUCGGUACGGCAGCUGGGGGAUGUGGAACGCACGCGGGGCGUGGGGAUGGCUCAACAGGAGUCUGUAUCACUCGCACAGAUACUCAAGGCCCGUCAGCAGCAGCACGAGCGAGAGAUGGCCGAGCUGACGAUGAAGGCUCGGCAGGAGGCGGUGGAGGCGAGUCGGCAGCUCGAGGACGCGCGCCGGAAAGCAGCCAGCACCGCCGCCGAGGCCGCCCAGGCCAUCGCACACGUGCGGAACGAAGCAUCGUCAACCAUUAACGAGUCGGCGAGGAAACUCAUGGAGACGCAAGCCGAGGCCACGAGGGCAACGGCAGAGGCCGCUAAACAACUGGCAGAGGCGAAGACUGCCUCUCUGGAGCAGACCUCGGCCCUGCAGGCUCACGACGCAGGCAGGCUGGCCACGGAGACAGCAACAGCCGCAGCCACAGCAGCUGUCACCGCAGCCAUGGAACAGCAGAACAGGCAACAGGAGCAGCUGCUGAAAACCCUGCAGCAAGGCAGCCAGCCUUACAGAUCCCGUGACCCCCGAGACAGAGCCCGCCCGGACACGCGGAGCUCCUACAGCAGCAGCUACACCACGACAGACUACGACAGCUCCAAGACGUCUCCUGCCAAGACUUCCCUCUCUAAGACUCCACCUUCUGUAGAUGACAAACCUCCUGCCAAAACACGGCCAAGGUCACCUCACAAGUCUGAGGAGCAUACAGACAGUAUCAGCGAGGACAUCCCCACGGCCAGCGACCAAUCGCAGCAGGCCUUGGGUCGCCAUGGGAACGACACGCAGUCUUCCAUCGGUGAGGAGCUUCCUUCAGGAGCGGCAGACGUCUCCAAGGACGAGAGCAUCGCUGAGGAGAUACCUGAAGACAAAGUGUCUGUCUCCGGCAGUGAGUACAGCUACUCCAUGAAGUUUGAUGAGUCCCUGACGGAGUCUGAGAUGGAGGAGAUGUCCUUUAAGAUGCUGCUCCCGUCCGAGAGCCACCGCAGACGCAGCAUCGGCGGGAAGAAGCAGAAAACGCCGGAGGCGAGCCCCCGGGACCAGUCAGAUGCAGCGUCUUACUCGUCUGACGAGCUCCACUCGACUGUCGGAUCAGGAAAGUUCACGUUUGAAGGAGCGAGCUCACCAUUUUCUGCGGAGGAUUCCUUCAGCCACUUCAUGUCAGACAUGGUGCAGCAGUACAUGCAUGAGGAGGAGGUCAGGGCAAGGCAUCAGGCCUCCUUACUACGCCUGAGAGAAAAAGCCCUGAAGGAGAAAACCAAGGCAGAACUGGACUGGCUGGAGCACCAGAAGAAGAGACUGAGAGACAAGGGUGCGGAUGACAGCAUGCCGCCCAUCAGGAAAAGACAGCGAGGCCUGAUGCUGAGAUUACAGACUGAACAGGCUGAGAUCAAGCGCCUGCGUGAGGCUAACAAAGCGGCGAGUCGUGAGCGUCAGCUGCUCUUCAUGCAGCAACAGGAGAUCAUGAAGAUGAGGCAGAGCACAGCCGCCAUCAGGGAGAAAAUCAGGCACAGGAAGAAAGACACAGGAGCGUCAGAUGAAGAGAUCCCAGAGGAGUUGUCAGAUAAGCUGUCUCCUGCAGACAGGAGUGCGGCGGCCGGGCCGGGAGACGUCUCAGCAGACACACCCAGGGACAGGAAGGACUCCGUCUCAGACGCUGAGGCCAAGAUGCUGCAGAAACUCAAGAAGAUGCACGACCCCAAGGACGAAAGAUACCUGACAACCCGUGAGCAGAAGCUUCAGCACCGUAAGAAGAACGCGGAGGACCUGUUGGCAUGGAAACAGCAGCUGGACGCCGAGGAGAAGAAGGUCCGCUCGCUGGAACGGCAGGCGCUGUCCGUCUGGGGUCAGGACGUCAAGGGUGGCAAAGACAAGUCAGCCGCGUCCCCCCAGCCCAAAGUCCCGGCCUCCCCGGACAGCGUGGUGACGGAGAGCGCCGCGACCCCCGCUGACCCCUCCAGGACGCACCGCCGUUCCCAUAGCAACCAGAGUGAGAGCUCCAUCGCCGAGGAGGUCGGGAGUCGCUCCUCCUCUAUACCGGAGGAGAUCGGCACCGAGUCUAACGGGGACAAACCCAGACCCCACGAUGUGUCUAGUGAUGACACAGGACAGAACAGCUCCAUAGGCGAGGAGUACUCCAACUCAUUCGAGUCUCCCGACACCGCCAGGACUGCCAGCAAGGGGCCGGUGCGUACCCCGCCUCCCCCCAAGCUUGACCUGGGGAAGCCUGCUGGAGUACGGACGCGGGAGAGUCUGGUGUCUCCGAGAUCACAGAAAGUUCCGGGGAAGAGGAGGGAGUCAGAGAGCGGGUCUGAAGGGGAGUCCAACCCUCACACACCCUCAGAGACAGCGUCAGACCAGAGUGACAUCGAGGGCCGGAUCCGCGCGCUGAACCAGGAACUCAAGCAGAGGAAGAUGGUGGCCGAGCGACUCAAGAAGGAGGCGAAACGACGGACAAGGGAGAAACUGAAAGCUCAGGAGGAGGCCCUCAGGAAACAACUGGAGGCGUAUGACAUGUUCAUAAAGAAGACGACAGAAGACCUGGAGCGGGAGCAGCGAGAAGCGGAAAACGUUGUCAAGCCGCAGAUCAAACAGCCCCGCCCAGCCGAGUCGCCACGACGACUGAAAACCCCGCCCGAUAUCAGCCCUCGCAGCCAAUCAGACCUCACCAGAUGGAAGCAGCGUAGUGAGUCAGAGAGCAGCCGGUCCAGUAAGUCCAGUUUUGAGGAGGAGUCGGCACAGAAGGACCACACAGACUCCAUCACCAUGCCAACGCCAGCCAGCAUCCAGCCUACACCACGGUCCCCGGCAGAAGAGAAGAGACUGAUCAGCCCCCUGCCAUCUCCCACCCGUCCUGAAAAGCUAGAAGAAAUCCGACCGCGGCGGCUGGAGGGGAUCCACCUGGAGCUCAGCAAACUGGAGCCGACGGAGAAAUCCCCGCGUGACACCCGAUCCUCCGUGUCUUCCAUCGCCGAGGAGAUCCCCACGGAGCCAAGUUCCGCUCGCACGGCGAGGUCCGAGGGUUCGGAGCUGUCUCCUCGCGUCAAGCACGUGGUGGAGUCGCGGAAACUCGCAAAGGAGCUGGAGGAAAAGUCGCGAAUGCAGCAGGUGAAGAAGAAGGCAGAAGCUGAGGAGGAGCCUGAGAGUGACUCGUCUCAGAAGAGCGACCACUCCUUCACGUCCUAUUCCACCUCAGCGUCCCGGCAGUCCCAGCGCACUCGCACCGUCAGCGAGAAGUCAUCCGACCAGAGCUACAGCGACGACUUUGAGGGGUCGCAACGCAGCUACAGGAGCAGGUCUGACCGCAGCCCGAGUGUUACGAGCGAGGAGGAGAUCAGCGAGCACUUCAGCGGCCAAUCAGCACGCAGCACGGCCAGCUCACAGCAGUCAAGACACGAGCUCUUCAUCGACCUGAAGACAGAGCUGGGACCGGCAACUCCCAGCAAAACUACAGAAGAAACAGCAGAAAGCGAUGAGGACAGAACUCCAGUCGCGUCACCGGCGGAAACCCCGACCCCACGCGACCGCCGAGCGGAAAUCGACACGAGCACGCCAAUUAUCGUCGACCCUCUCGCGGAGUACAAACUCGGGGAUAACGUCGUUGUGGAUGGAGACAAGGCGGGCAUUUUACGGUUUAAGGGCCCGACAUCAUUUGCGCCAGGGAUGUGGGCGGGCGUGGAGCUGCGGAAAGCGAUCGGGGACUCGGACGGUUCGCGGGACGGCAUGCGGUACUUCUCCUGCGCGCCGGACCGCGGCGUGUUCGUCACCCCCGACAACCUCAAACCCGCGCUCGAGGAGUACACCUCCGAACGGGAAGAAUCCGUCGCUGAGGAGAUCCCAGAACAAACCGACCGGACGGAUUCCGACGUAGAAACCCCUCGCCUUAAACUCGACUUUGCGGAAAGCGAGAAAGACUUCGCCCCGAGGAGAGAACGGACGUACUCGGACGACUUCGACACGCCGCGGUCGAUCCCGGAAUCCCGCGAGAGAUCCCAGAAGGACGAGGAGCCGGAUUCGGAGCAGAUCUCGCUCCACAGCAGCGACAGUGAACUUGAGAAGGCCAUCAGCUCUGCAGCAGCCGCCGUCGAGUCGUUCGCUCUCGAGUCACCCGAGGACACUCCGCGGGGAGCCUCCAAGGACCUCGCCGAAACGCCUCGCGACGCUUCAGACUUACCAAAAGACUCUUCUGAAGAGAAAAAGGACAAACUCGUAGACGACAUCACAGACGAUCUAGCCUCCAUGGUCCUCCAAGACUCUCUCUCCUGCAUCACAAAUCUUGCAGAAAGCAGGCAGGCCGAAGCCGAGGAGCUUGACGAAAGGACUCCCACGUCCUCCCCUCGGGAUAAGGACAACAAGCCGCACACGCCGCUGUUAGACCUCCUGUUACGGGAGCACGAGAUCCAGCAGAGACGGGCGGAGCGCCCCCCUCCUGCAGCGCCGGACACCAGCCCGGAGGUCACGCCGCGCCAGCAGGCUGAGAAGUUCUCCGAGUCGCUCGUCACAGGUCUGUUCUCCGACGCCAUCUCCGACAUCCUCAACAUCAGGAAGCACAAGCAGAGAAUACGAACGGAUAAACGUCGUCCUGACGUGGUAACCAGACUGGAAGAGGCACGGGACCAGGACGACAGUUUGGACGAUGAGCUGAACGAGCUGCAGCUGCCCAGCUCGCCGCUGGACCCCGUCCCGCGGCCCAACUCGCCCGUGGAGCUGCACCCGCGGCCGGGGUCGCCCGUGGAACUGCACCCGCGGCCGGGGUCGCCUGUGUUCGGGGAGAAGCUGGAUGAGUUCCAGGCGCAACUUGAUGACAUCCUCAGCACCGACCAGACAUGGUUCGAGGAGGACGGCAUCUUCGGCCUCGGCAACAGAGGUGCGCAGAAGGGCCAGGGAGCGUCUAAACGUUCCCCGGAAAGCCAGGAGCCUCCGCAGUCCCAGAGAACCUCUCCCCAUAAACUGGACCUGCAGAAGGUCACUGAUGACGUCUUCUUCGCAAUACCACACAACGAGGAGGAGGUGCGAAGCCUGGUGAAGUCGUCCGUCCAGGUGUUCCACAACAACCGUGAGUACGGCGACGACCUGGCGCCCAUCGCGACCCCGCGCGACCUCCUCAGCAACGACACGCCCGGGAACGACAUCGAGAGCCUCAGCAAGCGCAGCUACAAGAAAAUCAUCUUCGACCUCAGCGGCGAAAUCUUCAAGGACAUCUACGCCGAAGAAAACGUCGAGACGCCGCCGGUCUGGAUGAAGCCGAAGAAAUCACAGAGGAAACAUUUCCGUAGACGGCCGCCAGGAGGACUGGAGGAGCUCACCAGCGUCAUCCAACAACGUGUCUUAGUCCUCCUCGGUCUUCAGCCUUCUAAGAAGCUGCAGCACACCACCAAGUUCUUAAAGAUGGGGCGGAAGAAGAAAGACCAGGUGGAUGAGAUUCUGAUUGAGGAGCUGGCCACAGAGGAGCCAGAGUGGGUGAACUACGAUGAUGAUGAACUCGCCGUAAAGCUUCAGCUUAGCGACUCCAUCUUUGAGAACCUGUUGUCUGAAACCGUGCAGUUGGUCAGCGAUAUUUCCCUGAGGAAAGUUGGAUCACAUGCACAUCUUUGAGAAUCUUUGAUCUCA